This is a messenger RNA of Prorocentrum cordatum, 1793 nucleotides long. The record is from the annotation of a GenBank genome assembly. NCBI's taxonomy places the organism in Eukaryota, Dinophyceae, Prorocentrales, Prorocentraceae.
CCUCGGUCUUCGCCCUCCCUCUGGCCGCGGCCGCGGCCGCCGCCCUGGCGGCGCUGCUGGCGGCCGGACCCCGGCGCAGCGCCGCGGCCGACAGGGCGUGGCGGUCGGGCCCCGGCGGCGAGAACGGCGUGUUCGCGAGGCGUGCCAUGGCCGCGGGGGAAGUGGUGGAGACGUGCUACUGCCUGCCCCUGAGGCCCUCGGAGAUCCCUGGCAGCGCGCUCCCGCGCCUGCUCUUCGACCGGGGCCUCGGAGGCGACGCGCCGCUGCUGUUCCCCUUCGGCUGGGGCCUCCUGUACAACGACGCCUCCGAAGGCGGCCCCGGGGCGAACCUGGCCUGGCAGUACGAGGAGUCGGUGGACGCUGGCGGCGUGGCACGGCCGUACCUGCGGCUGGCGACCUCGCGCGCUGUCGAGGCGGGCGCGGAGCUCUGCGUGGCGCGCCGCUCCGCGCGCGGCGGCACGCGGGACGCGCUGGGUGGCGCCCUGGCGGCGCUGCUGGACUGCCCCGACCCGGCGCGUUCUGGCGGGCCGCCGCCGGCCACGGGGGCGCCGGCGUCGCCGCCGGCCCCGGAGUGCCUGGCGCCCCCGGAGGGGAUCGAGGUGCGCUCCUCCGCGCUGCAUGGCAACGGGGUCUUCGCGACGCGGCACUUCGGCGAGGGGGAGGUGAUCGAGAUGGUGCCGAACCUCUACAUGCCGGGUCGCCAGGAGCUCGGCAGGUGCUUCGAGGACUACCAGUACGCCAGCGGCGUCCCCAGGGUCUCCCGGAUCGCCCUGGGAUUCGGCAGCAUCUACAACCACUCGGACAGCCCCAACGUCCUGCACUGUGCCGCGACGGUGGCGGACGGGCCUCUGGCCCAGAGGUUCGCCACCCGCUACUACGCCGCGCGGGACAUCCGCGCUGGCGAGGAGCUCCUCAUCUCGUACGGCGCCGAUUGGUGGCCCUGGCGGACGGAGUGGUGGCGGAUCCGGGGCCUCAGAGAAGUCCGUGCAUUGCAACUGGCCUCCUUGUCCUUCCCCCUCAUCCGGUACCUGCUGUCCCAAAGCGUGGCUCCCACUCGCGAACGGGGCCAGAACCUGGCCAGGACAAAGAAAGGCCUUGCUCCCCAUCCAGAGGGCCCGCUCCAGGUGGCUCGAGGUUAUUUUUGGGGAUAUGCGUCAGCAAUUCGGUCUCGUGUGUCACGACGUGAGUCGUCUGUCAUCUCAACGUCCUUAGCGGCCUCUGCAGCCGACAUGGCGCAGAAGCUCUGGACGUCGCGGGAGUCCGAAGCUCCACGCUCCAUGCAAGCUCCAGAGGGCGGUGGGGACGCGAGGCAGGUGUGGUGAGAUUCCUGCACCCCAGGAUCGCCUUGCGGGGGCUGGCGGAGGUGACGCUCAGCCUGCUGGACGGGCCGUCCACUACGCGAGUAGCUCGGCCGCGCAGCGACGACUCUUUGGCCUCGCCCGCCCCGCGUGGGACCGCUUCCGCAGGGAAGGCGUGAAUAGUCUGCACGAUCCCGCGCAGGAUCUCAAUCCAGUGAUUACCGUCUUUUCAAUAUAUGGUGCCACAUCCUCGUCCCGAGUGAAAUGCUCAGGAGAGCCAGGAGAGCUGCAUAGCGCCUCCCGUCCCGUUUGUAUUUCAAGUAUGGCCGUUUUCGCAUUGGUGCACUGCGGGAGCCAUGCUGUUUUACAGCAGUUUGAAGCAGCGGGGUGUUUCCCAUUGGAUUCAUGGGGCUGGCCAGACAGCGCGACACUUGCCAAACAAAGGUUUGUGUGAACACUUCUAUGGUGGUGGGCAUGAUCUAAGUAGGUGUGCAG